CUGGUAUAAAAAACCAAUGAGCUCAGGUAGAUACAUAAACUAUGCCUCAUAUGCAGACAUAUCAACAAAAACAAACAUUAUCCUGGGCCUGAAGAAGAGAAUCUUGGAGAUAACACACGAGACCUUCAAAAAACCAGCAAUUGCCAGACUCAAGAAUAUACUGGCCGACAAUGGCUACCCCAACAGACUCCUACAGAAUCUACUAAACACAGACCACUAUCCCAUCAUUAGAGAAGAAAGGGAAGAAGAAAACCAAGACCCAGAGGCUUCAAUCAAGUUUGGCUCACUGCCUUACAUCAGGGAGCUAACCCCGGAACUUCUGAAGUUGUUGAGACCACAUGUGAAUAUGAAAAUAGGGAAAUACAACAUGGUAACAAACAGACAAUUUUUCAAGACAUCUCAAGAUAAAAUAGAUAAAAACAAACGUAAGAACAUUGUCUACAAGAUUAACUGUAGACACUGCCCCCUGACCUAUAUUGGACAAACCUCACAGUCCUUGGGGAGGAGGAUGACACUCCACAGAAGCGAUUCGAGAUUGAGACCUGAGCGCUGUGCACUUGCGAGACACGUUAACUCCACAGACCAUCAAAUGGAUUAUGAAAGUGUUGAAAUCCUGGACCAAGAAAGUAACUACAACAAGCGCAUCUUCUUGGAAAUGUGCUAUAUCAAGGAAAAUAAUGCGAUGAAUGAUAGAUCCGACACUAACAACCUGAGCAGUAUAUACAGUUUCUUACUUACUUGUGACAGAAAACUAUCUAGUGCCGCCACUGCCUCGACUUCGACUGUGUGACAAUUUAAAAAAGUGCAUUCAUUACCCCUAAAACUAUAUUUUAUUUUGUUUUUGACUUAGUUCAAAUGACUAGAUAAGGUGUUUUAUAUUGACUUCAAAAUUUUGUUUAAUGUUUGUGUUCACGUGAUAAUUAUUCUUAGAACUAUUAGUGGAGAAGAAGAACUUUUGACUGAUGACUGUUGACACUUCAUGGACCAUAGACUAACCUUAGAUUGAAAAUUGCUACGACGACACGAGUUAUUCUGAGUCCUCAAAAUUGAACUUAAUAGGACUUAUUUUGUAUUUUGGGGUGAUACUUGGUGUUCUAAUGGUAUGAGAACAUUAAGAUCCCACUUGAUUUCUGAGUUGCCGCUUUUAUGUCAUAGCUUCUUACUCCUGAAGAUGUCCCAAACUGGGGACGAAAUAUAGAGUAUGAGAACGAA
Coccinella septempunctata (seven-spotted ladybird) is the source of this 1212-nucleotide messenger RNA. RefSeq lists its product as uncharacterized. The transcript is spliced from 2 exons. NCBI's taxonomy places the organism in Eukaryota, Metazoa, Arthropoda, Insecta, Coleoptera, Coccinellidae. Bases 17 to 790 code for a protein of 257 amino acids. The record is from RefSeq and is a predicted model, not a curated record.